AGAGAGAGAGAGAGUGAGAGAGAGAGUGAUAUGAGAGAGUGAGGUGGCAGGGUUCAGAAACGACUAUUUUAUUCCCUUCAAAAGUAUCGAUUCUCUCUAUAUACCUAUUGUAACACGACUUCGUUUUGCUAUAUUAGAAACUUCUUCAACAUGGAAAAAAAUAAUAGCUACGACAACCAUCAUUUAUACGGUUAUCUGAACCUUUGCAUUGUGGUUAAUAUAUUAUAGCGAUGAGUGAUGACAGCUAUAGAAGCAGUAGGUCCGCCGAGAUUUAUCGUUUUUCAACCACGUUUAAUACUCUGCCAACGCGUAUUAUCGGAGCCAUGUCGGAACAAGGACCUAACUCUGCAAUUGAUGGUACAAAAUCUAUGCCUUGCAUUGAACUGGCACCUCCCAUAUUAGACGAGUCGUCCGACCAUUCGUUUGCGUCUUACCAAAGUUUCAACACGCUACACGAGUGGGAAAUCAAGGAUCAUACUGAAAUACGUCCAAAUGUAAAAGCAUUGAUCGACAAGCAUAGGUCGUUUCAAGAAAACUUACUAACUAAUGUUAAAGUGAACGACAGUGACCAGAAAUCGUUUGCCAAUGAUUGUCAACGUUUAAGUGUAUCGGACAAAGAUUGUAUACAAAUGAAAGGUGACACGAAACAGGUGGAAAACGUCGAAGAUGAAGUGAAUAAUCAUCUGUUUGAAAUUAGUUCUGUCCAUCAAAUGGCGAAUAAUCCAAAGCCACUGAAGGUAGAAAACCAUAUUGUAUCGAACUCUGAAAAUAUUGAUUUUAAAACUGGAAUGCCCGAACGUUUUUGGCAAAAUAUCGUUUCCGCGGUCAGAAUUAACAAUACUUACUACCAAUGUUUGAAACAGAUAGCAGACAAGCAAAAAUUUAAAAACCUCGAGGAUGUAGUGGUUCACGCCAAAUCGACGUUACAAAUGGCUGGCGAUGAAUCUGAACUAAUCGGAUCGGAACUUAUCGCCUCGUCCAAACAGUAUUUGGAAAAGUUCGGCAUCGUGCUGGACAGUAAACUGAAUAAGAAAUUGAGCAGAGCUCGUUCGUCAUCAGACGAAGAUAUCUCAAUGAGUGCUCUCAGAUUGGAGUUGGCCGAAAAUAAGAGACGCGCGAAGAUCGCUGAAAACAGUAUCGCACAACUUCAGAAGGAGAAGAAAGACUUGUUAAACAUAUUAACCAGCUACGAUUCUGAAAACAUUAACAAAGUAUCAUUGGAAAAACGGUUCGAAGCUGAGCGACAGAAAAACAACGAAUUACGUGAAUUAAUUAGUAGGUACUAUAUUCAAAAAGAAAAUGCUUUUUAAUACCAACUAACCAAUAAUAUAAACAGCGAAUUUUGAUAAAUAAAUGUUUUUAAAU
Messenger RNA from Acyrthosiphon pisum (pea aphid), 1365 nucleotides. RefSeq lists its product as uncharacterized. The transcript has 4 exons. NCBI's taxonomy places the organism in Eukaryota, Metazoa, Arthropoda, Insecta, Hemiptera, Aphididae. The record is from RefSeq and is a predicted model, not a curated record. The coding region runs from base 231 to 1310 and encodes 359 amino acids.